AUGAAAUUCAUUAUCAAAGGUGGUGUUUGGAAGAACACAGAAGAUGAAAUCUUGAAAGCUGCCGUCAGUAAAUACGGUAAAAAUCAAUGGGCACGUAUUUCGUCUUUACUUGUCAGAAAAACACCCAAGCAAUGUAAAGCAAGAUGGUUUGAAUGGUUAGAUCCUAGUAUCAAAAAGGUAAAAUACACACACACAACAGAAUGGUCAAAAGAAGAAGAUGAAAAACUAUUACACUUGGCUAAAUUGAUGCCAACCCAAUGGCGUACGAUUGCACCUAUUGUAGGCCGUACACCUGCUCAAUGUUUAGAACGCUAUCAACGCUUGUUGGAUGAAGCAGAAUCGAAAGAUUCAGAAAGAGCAGCAGAACUCGGUCUCACAGGUUCUAUUGGUCAUGAAAGUGGACCCAGUGCUGAUGAUGUACGUAAAUUGCGACCUGGUGAAGUUGACCCUGAACCUGAAUCAAAACCUGCCCGUCCUGAUCCUGUGGAUAUGGACGAAGAUGAAAAAGAAAUGCUGUCAGAAGCACGUGCCAGAUUAGCCAACACACAAGGUAAAAAAGCAAAGCGAAAGGCCAGAGAAAGACAGUUGGAAGAAGCACGACGAUUGACUGCACUUCAAAAGCGAAGAGAAUUAAAGGCUGCUGGUAUUCAUAUGCGUCUUAGGCAAAAGAAGGGUGUCAUGGACUAUAACACAGACAUUCCAUUUGAAAAGAAGCCUGCUUUAGGUUUUUAUGAUACUACAGAAGAAGCUAGUAAAAAAGUGGAUCCUGGAAAAUUGACCAAUGUUCACUUGUCUAAGCUUAACAGACGUCGUGCAGAUAUUGAAGAAGAAAAGAACCGUGACAAGAAGCGUAAAGCAAAAGGAGGCUCAAAUGAAGGCAAUCAAGGUAAAUUUGUGCCUGCCAAGAAUGCCAAAAUCGUGCAAAUGCAAGAACAAGAACAGAUUGCCAAACGUCGUAAGCUUGUCUUGCCUGCACCUCAAGUGGGUGAACAAGAACUUGAAGAGAUUGUCAAAUCUGGAUUUGCUGGUGAAAGUGCCAAAAAUCUAGUGUUAGAGAGUGAGGUGGAUGCAACACAAGGCCUUGUGGGUGAUUAUGCCUUUACGCCCAACACAUUAGCAGCCAGAACACCCCGUGCACCUCCCAGCAAUGAUAAUUUGAUGGUCGAAGCACGUAACUUGAUUGCCCUUAGUAAUGCACAAACUCCUCUUUUAGGUGGUGAGAAUACAGCAUUAUCACAAGGUACAGGGUUUGAAGGGGCCACACCUAAAGCAGCACCUGUUCAGACACCUAAUCCUAUGGCCACACCACUUCGACAAAACACGAAUUUCGGUAACGAGACUCCCUUCAAGACACCCCGUGAAGAAAAAACAUUCCAGACUCAACGUAAGCGUACGCUCUUACAAGGCCUUAGUAGUCUUCCUAAACCACGUAAUGAAUGGGAAAUCAAAUUGCCCGAGAUGGAACAAGAACAACAAGAAAAGUCCAAGAAAGACACAGUUCAAGACAUGAGUGAUCUUGAGCGCGAAAUGAAAGAAACAGCUGAAGCUGAAGCUCAAGAGCGUGCUGCUCGUCGUUCCAUGGCAGUCCAACUAAACUUGCCUCGACCUACUGUUGUACCUGAACUGUCUGUUGAUGUGAAUGCUACUGAGGCUGAACAGUUAGUUCAACAAGAAUUGGUGCGUCUAUUGAAGCAUGAUGUUGCUAAAUAUCCUGUUGCUGGUAGUAAAGUGGCACCUGGUGCUACUUCAUUAGAUGAUUCAAUUGCUCAGCUAGAAGAUGAAUUUGAUGCCCAGGCAUUGGUGGAUGCUCGUCAAGAAUUAGAUGCUGAGAUUGCUAACCAACUUGGUCUUGAUGCUGAUAUUGACAUCAAAAAGGCUGUUUGGGAACAUGUCUCUUCUCAUCCCUCUUUUGAAAAGAAAUGGCAAGAAGAACAUGAUGAAUUGUUGUUCUCUGCUAAAUUCAACCAAUUCAUGACAUUAAAAGAAAUGGACGAUGAACAAGACAUCAUUCAAGGCUUAGAUAAAAUUGUUGAAGCUAAUCGACAAGCCAUGAUUCGUGAUGCAACUAAGGCUGGUAAACUAGAGAACAAAUUAGAUGUCAGAUUAGGUGGUUAUAUGAACAGAUCCAAAGUGUUGUCACAACAAAUCAUGGAUGCUUUUGAAGCAUAUGAAGCUGUUCAGAUUGAAUACCAAAGUUUUAUUAAUCUACAAAUAGCAGAGAAAGCAGCUAUUCCAAGACGCAUUGAAGCAUUAGAAGAUGAAGUAUAUAAGCUUGCCACUAGAGAAAGAGAUUUACAACAAAAAUAUAAGGAUUUAACAGAUGAAAAGAUGGCCUUGCUUGCUGCAUAAAAAUAAACUCUGACAACCUUUUUG
Messenger RNA from Gilbertella persicaria, 2373 nucleotides. RefSeq names its product pre-mRNA splicing factor component-domain-containing protein. The transcript has 3 exons. The record is from RefSeq and is a predicted model, not a curated record. Bases 1 to 2349 code for a protein of 782 amino acids. Gene Ontology annotation, biological process: mRNA splicing, via spliceosome. Lineage: Eukaryota; Fungi; Mucoromycota; Mucoromycetes; Mucorales; Choanephoraceae. Gene Ontology annotation, cellular component: spliceosomal complex; Prp19 complex.